UUGACAUCCAAAAUAGGUAAAUAGUUAUUUUACUUAAUAUGGGGGUUAAAGAUAAAUGCAAAUGAAAACAGUGAAAUCUUCUAAUCCGACCUCUUCUCUCUCCUUUGGCUAAUCACAAUUAAUUCGGCUUCACAAUCUCCACAAAUCCCUACUCUCCUCAUAGUCAUACAUAGAAGAGAGAAAGAAUACCAUUAGUCAUAAAACCUUUGCGUAAAUCUCGCCAAGAUUUUAUUGUUUCCAUAAGCCGAAUGCAAGUAAAUUACAUUUCUUAAUACUCUCAACAGUAAAUAACAUUUUCUUUCAUCUCCACAGAAGUAAAAGAGUAUGAAGAGAACAAGAGACCUUUAUGGUGAUGAAUCUUCUUCAUCGGAAUCUGAAGAGUUUCACCGGGAAAAAAUCCGGGUGAAGGUGAAGUUACCGGAAGAAAGAAGUGAAGAUGAAGAUGAGUCUCCUCAGCCUCAGAGGAAGCACUUUUGUGUGAUUUGUGAGAAGCAGUUUAGCUCUGGUAAGGCUUAUGGUGGUCACGUGAGGAUCCACUCCAUUGAGUACAAUAACAAGGGAAAGAUGAAGAAGAUGAAGAAGAUGAAGUUGAAGAAGAAGAAGAAGAGAAAGAUUGGUUUGGUGAAGAAAGAGAAGGAGAAAGAGAUAGAUCUGGCUAGGACUGACGUGGAAGGUAAGAUUAGGUGUUGUCUUUGUGGAAAAGAGUUUCAAACAAUGCACUCUUUGUUUGGUCAUAUGAGGAGACAUCCUGACCGGACUUGGAAAGGGAUACGACCUCCUCCACCAUCGGAGAAGUUCAAUCUAAGCUACUUGGAUGAUGAUGUCGAUGAUGAAGAUGAGGAUGAUGAUGAUGUGAUGAGUAGAUCCAUGAUGAUGAGUGAUGUACCCGAGGAUGUUCAGGGAGCUGCUUGCAUUCUAAUGAUGCUCUCUUACGCUUCAAGAAAUUACUGGGCUGGGAUAGAGGAAUCACCAAAAUCCGAGGUAAGAAGUUCGAGUUUCUACAAAGAUGAUGAAGGAAAAGAUAAAGUAUUAGGAGAUAGUAGGAUGGAUGAAAAGAAGGGUUUGAUUGUAGAUAUGAAGAUAAAGAUGGAAAUGGAAGUGAAGGUGAAUAGUCCUCGAGAUGAAGCUAAGAGGUCAUUAGGGUUUGAUCUCAAUCAGCCUCCUUACCAUGAAGAUCAUCCUUAA
Molecule: messenger RNA, 1185 nt
Organism: Arabidopsis thaliana (thale cress)
Lineage: Eukaryota; Viridiplantae; Streptophyta; Magnoliopsida; Brassicales; Brassicaceae
Product: C2H2-type zinc finger family protein
Exons: 1
Coding region: 325-1185 (286 amino acids)
Source: RefSeq, marked reviewed